CACAUAUUAUAGAGAGAGAAAAUAAAAAAGUUGUAGUGAGAGAGAGGAGGGGACUGUUAAGAAAAUUGACACUAUCUUUUUUAUCAAAAAUUGAACCGCAAAGCAAUAAUGAUGGGUGAUACAUAUUGCCCAGAUUGUAAGAGAAACACCGAGGUGGUGUGUGACCACUCGGCCGGAGACACUGUGUGUUCGGAGUGUGGGUUGGUCCUGGAGGCCCACUCCAUCGACGAGACGUCGGAGUGGAGGACCUUCGCGAAUGAGUCCGGUGACAACGACCCGGUCCGAGUUGGUGGGCCCACCAAUCCGCUGCUCGCCGACGGUGGUCUUUCGACCGUGAUCUCGAAGCCCAAUGGGGCCACCGGUGACUUCUUGUCGUCGUCGUUGGGACGAUGGCAGAACCGGGGGUCUAGCGCCGAUAGGUCCCUUGUAAAUGCCUUCAAGGCCAUCGCCACCAUGUCCGACAGGUUGGGUCUUGUUGCAACCAUCAAGGAUCGAGCAAAUGAGAUAUAUAAAAAGGUUGAAGAUCAAAAACCUCUUAGAGGACGAAAUCAGGAAGCAAUUUUGGCUGCUUGCCUCUAUAUUGCUUGUCGACAAGAGGACAAACCCCGCACUGUAAAAGAAAUAUGCUCCAUUGCCAAUGGAGCCACAAAAAAGGAGAUCGGCCGUGCAAAAGAGUUCAUUGUGAAGCAACUGGAAGUGGAGAUGGGUCAGUCCAUGGAAAUGGGAACUAUUCAUGCUGGGGACUUCUUGAGACGCUUUUGUUCCCAUCUGGGCAUGACAAAUCAAGCAGUUAAGGCAGCCCAAGAAGCUGUGCAAAAAUCUGAAGAGCUUGAUAUAAGGAGAAGCCCAAUUUCCGUGGCAGCAGCUGUUAUAUACAUUGUAACUCAAUUGUCUGAUGACAAAAAGCUUCUCAAAGAUAUUUCGCUUGCUACCGGAGUCGCUGAAGGGACAAUAAGGAACUCUUAUAAGGAUCUCCACCCUUAUGCUUCAAGGCUGAUACCGAGCUGGUAUGCUAAGGAAGAAGACCUCAGGAACCUCUGCAGCCCUUGAAAUUCUGGUCGUGGCGGCUACUAUUGCAGCCUUUAGAUUUUUGUUGCUGCUUCUGUUACUUAAAGACGCUAAAGAACUAUUGCUCCUUUUUCUUUCAUGUUUCUCAAUGCACUUCCUUACAAGUAAAUAUGUCAGCUUAUAACUUAAACUAAUCUGCUUCUGAGUCAUAUCUGUAGUGUCAUUCGGGACUAGCUGCAGGCAUUAACAGCAUCUUUGUAUACACUGCCAAGGCUAAAUACUGAUGUUAUAAGUUGUUAUUAAUGUCUUAAGAGAGUUCCCUUUGUAGCACAA
Cornus florida is the source of this 1341-nucleotide messenger RNA. RefSeq names its product transcription initiation factor IIB-like. The coding region runs from base 109 to 1050 and encodes 313 amino acids. Gene Ontology annotation, cellular component: nucleus; transcription preinitiation complex. The record is from RefSeq and is a predicted model, not a curated record. The transcript has 7 exons. Gene Ontology annotation, biological process: DNA-templated transcription initiation; transcription preinitiation complex assembly. Gene Ontology annotation, molecular function: TBP-class protein binding. Lineage: Eukaryota; Viridiplantae; Streptophyta; Magnoliopsida; Cornales; Cornaceae.